AUGUUUAUCCAUUCGUCCUACUGUAUUUUAAUCGCUGCUCUUGCCACAUCCGCCUAUGGUUUCGAGUAUCGUUUCGAUGACACUCUGCGAUCUUCAACAGCAGCAUCAAUACCAUCAGCGGCAGAUGGCAAUCCAAACCUUACUGCAGCUCAAGUGCUCGGUUCAGACGACAACUAUUGCCUUGUCUUUGAGGACCAUUUCAAUACCUUUGAUUUAAAGAAUUGGCAGCAUGAAAUCAGUCUUAGUGGAGGUGGCAACUGGGAAUUCCAAUACUAUACCAACAACAGAUCCAACAGUUUUGUUGAAGAUGGUAUCCUGUACUUGAAGCCAACCAUGACAUCUGCCACCAUUGGUGAAGAAGCGCUCAAGAAUGGCGGUCGCAUGAAUCUGUAUUCAGGAGCUCCCUCUGAGGAUUGCACAGACAACUCAAAUUAUGGCUGUGAAAGAACAUCAGGCGCUGCAGCAGAUGGUAACUAUAUCAACCCUAUUCAGUCUGCAAGAAUCAGAACGAUUGACUCGGUGACCCUCAAGUAUGGUAAGGUAGAAGUGAGGGCAAGAUUACCCACUGGAGACUGGCUAUGGCCUGCCAUUUGGAUGCUGCCCAAGUAUUCUGCUUAUGGUAGCUGGCCUGCGAGUGGCGAGAUUGAUAUUCUUGAAUCAAAGGGCAACCCCAAUUAUGCGCAUGGCAACACAUCUACCAUCAUGUCUACCUUGCAUUGGGGCCCCAACACAUAUCAAAACAAGUACCUGUUGACUACCGAGCAACUAAUAGCCAAGCGAGGAAGCACCUGGGCAGACGACUUUCAUACGUAUGGCUUGGAAUGGACCAAGGAAGGCCUAAGAACCUACGUGGACAAUGAUACCAUUCUGCAAGUGGACUUUGACAAGACAUCCUGGCAGCGUGGUGAGUUUACCAAGCCAACCAUGAACCCUUGGAAGGGCGGCGACAUCUCUGCGCCCUUUGACCAAGAGUUUUACUUGAUUAUGAAUCUAGCUGUGGGUGGUGUCAAUGGCUACUGGCCUGAAGAUGAGAGCAAACCAUGGCAGAAUGACGAUCCUCAUGCUCCCAAUGCGUUUUACAAUGCAAAGAAAAAGUGGCUGCCUACGUGGGGCAAAGGCAAUAAGCGUGCAAUGGCGAUUGAUUGGGUCAAGAUGUGGUCCACAGAGACAGACACAUGUGCCUUCAGAUUCAAACCACUCAAAGCCUUGUAA
Molecule: messenger RNA, 1212 nt
Organism: Mucor velutinosus
Lineage: Eukaryota; Fungi; Mucoromycota; Mucoromycetes; Mucorales; Mucoraceae
Gene: cms1
Product: Protein cms1
Exons: 7
Coding region: 1-1212 (403 amino acids)
Biological process (GO): carbohydrate metabolic process
Molecular function (GO): hydrolase activity, hydrolyzing O-glycosyl compounds
Source: RefSeq, a predicted model, not a curated record